UUAUGUCAUCUUACAAUUCAAUCAAGAAUCAUCAUGAUUAAUCGCUUUCUUACAUCAUCUUAUUAAGUUUAAUUUACUGAUUAAGAUUACAAGUACUUCAAAAUGGAGCCAUUAUCUCUUUGAUGAAUCUGCACUGUCUUCACAAUGUUCAAGAAGUUGAAAGAUGAACUUCAACAGAAGCAAGAGCAAAUUCUUGCUUCCAAUCUUUUUGAAACUGGUGCCGGACUUAUUGACAAUCUGGUCUCAAACGUUAAGAACUUCGAUGUCAACAAUCCAUCAGCUAACACAUCUCGCAUAAGUCGGAAGAGCGGACCCAUAUCCGAGAACAUGGAUCAACUAAAUAAUGCAAGCAGCAGUGUCAUCGAUGCUACUCAAUUCAACUCAUCGUUUAAGGAGGCUAGUAUUGAUGUACCUCCGAAGGAAAAGAUCGUUGCUUUCGAAAGAGAAAUCAAUUCUCUGAAGAAGCUGUGUAUUCAGAAAGAUGGCCAGCUGACUGAAUCCAAAGAUCGCAUUGAGGAACUGGAAGCUCAAUUGAAAAGAAAUGAAAAGGUAGAAAAGAAAAUGAAAGCUCUCGAAGAACACUUGCAAGUUAAACAACAAGAAAUCUCUGAACUUUUGGACACUGUUGAUCGACUCAAGAAGGAAUCUGACCAGUUCAAAAAUCUCCAAGAUGAUGGUGCUCGAAUCAAAAGCGAGUUGUCACAAAAAGAUGAAGAAGUCAGACGUUUAACUAAUUUAUUAGAAGGAUUACACGCUCUUGAAAGUGAAAAUGCGGAACAGAAGGAGAAGAUUAAUUUACUGGAAAGUAAGGUCAACUCUUUAACCAGUGAAAAUGAGUAUAAGGAUGCCUUGGUUUCAGAUUUACAGGAUCAAGUUAGAGCCAAUUCUAGAGCUGGGCGAACAGAGUCAGAGGAAAUGAAGCUUCAGAUUGAAUCAUUCGAAAAAGAAAUCCAGCGAUCAAAAGAUAAAAUUGCCUCAAAAGACCUUCAAAUUGAAGAACUGGGUAAAAACUUUGAUUCUUUCAAGGAAAAAAAUAAAGUUUUGGAAGCAGAUUUGGCUGUAGUCAGAGAAGAAUUAACAUUUCUUAAAGACGAAAUGAAGUUUAAAGAUGAAGAACUCGCCAGUUAUAAAGUUAAUUCCGAAAACGUAUGCCAAAAGUCGGAGGAAAUUUCAACUUUACAAGCUAACCUUCGAAGUUUUGAAUCGAUAAAACAAUCUCUUCAAGAAGAAUUGGAUCAAAUUAAAAAAGAAAAUGAAGUUUUAAAUUCAAAGCUCAUUACCAAAGAUAAAGAAUCAGUCAAUGCAAUCAAUGAAAAAUAUGGUUCUCUGGAAAAAGCUCUAAGUGAAUCAGAGAAUAAACGCAGCGAUCUAGAAAAGCAGUUGGCUGAUUCUGCUGAAGAACUUCGUGCAUUGAAAGAAUCGUUAGCAAAAAGUGAUACCGAUCUAACAACUUUCAUGAAAAGAGUUCAAGAACUUGAAAACUCAAAAGAUAAUCUAGCACAAUUGUUAGAGGACCAUGAGCCAUUAAAUAAAGAAAUUUCAGACCUAAAAAAAGCGAAGAAGGCUCUUGAACACGAAUUGGCAUCAAUCAAAGACCAGAUACAAAUUGAUAACAAUGAAUUAGCUGAUAUAAUUGCUCAAGCUCAAGAAAAAGACCAGGAGCUGAAAAACCUAGAACAAAGAUGUUCUGAACUUGAAAAUCAUCUUUCUUCGGCGCAAAAAGCUUUGCAAAUCAAGGAAGAGGAAUAUUUGGAGUCUAAAACAGAAUUGGAAGCUACAAAAUCAGAAAAUUCAAUCCUUAAAACUGAGAUCCAGCAUCAUAUUGGUAAACUAGAGGAACACGUUUUUAUCGCAUCACAAACUAAAGAAAGUGAAAUGAAAGAUUUAAAAGAUAGAUAUGACCAACUAGAAAAGGAAUGCAGCUCGAUGAAGGACUUAAUAUCUAACAAGGAUGCUGAAUUAGCAAGCCUCAAAGACGAAUCUGUUUCUAAAAUUUCUCUAAUCAAAAAAUUAGAAGAAGAAAUUUCUAAAAUCGAAAAACAGAAUCAGGUUAUCUGUAAGGAAUUGGAAUCGACAAAACGAGAUUUGGAAGAAAAGCAAAAGCAGAUCGAAUCAUCCCACAACCUCACCAAAGAAAAAGAUGAUUUAUUAUCGCAAAAAGAAUCCCAAAUUAAAAAAUUGGAAGAAGCUCUAUCUUCACAUAAAAUGCAAUCUGAAAAACUACAAAAAUCCAUCAUAGAAAAAGAUCAAGCUAUGUCAGAUCUAAAAGAUAAUUUAGACAAGACUGAAAAGAAAUUAAACGCUAAAAUCAACGAAUUAGAAAAGUUAAAGGAUAAGAAAAAUGAGCAAAUAAAGAAAUUGGAAGCCGAAAUCAAAAAGGUAAAAGACGCUCUCACGGAGAAAUCUUCAGCUAUAGAUAAACUCGAUCAGCUCUCAUCAUCUUCUAAAACUAAAAUGGAAAAAUUGGAAAAGGCUUUGGAAGAAAAAUCUAAAAAAAUUACCGAACUUAAAGGAAAACUCAUCGUAUCUGAAAGUGCGCUUACCGAGAAGUUGGAAGCAGUGAAAAAAUUGGAUGAAACAAUAUCAUCAUCAAAAAGCAAGUUAUCUAAAUUAGAAAAGUCGUGCAACGAAAAAGAUGCAACUAUAAAUGAACUCAAACCGAAACUCGAAUCAAUAAUGAAACAGCUUAUGCAAAAAGAAGAAGAAAUAAAAAAACUGAUGAAAAUUCAAUCCAUGAACGAAAACAAAGAAAAAAUUAUUGCUGUUAAAGAUGCGCAAAUUCAAAGAUUAGAAGCAAAAAUCUCUGAGAUUGAAGAGCUGAUGAAAAGCAAAGCCGAAGAGUUAUCCCGAUGUCAAAGUGGUAAUUCAAAGGAAAUCGAAAAUAUUCAAGAAGAGAAUAGAAAAGAGUUGGCUCUUCUCGAGCAACAGUAUGAAGACAAAUUUUCUUCGCAAGCAUCAAUUCUGAAGCAAUACCAACGAGAAAAUAGUGAUAUGAAAAAUGAAUUAAUAUCGCUAAAAGAUCAAAUUAAAGAUAGAGAAACUAGUCUAACCGAAAGAGAUAAUGAAAUCAAAACUUGUAAUCAAAUGGUUAACAAAUUGAAGAAAGAAUUGAAUGAUCUAACGCAGAAACUCACGUCUAGCCAGGAAUCAUUGUUGCAAAUUGAUAAUUUGAAGACUGAAUUGAACGACAAAAAGAACGAACUGGAAAAGUUAACAAAUACUAUAACAAACCUAGAAUUGAAAAUUCGAGAAAAGGAUGGUGAAAUUGAAAACCUGAUGGAACGAUUCCAUAGUUCAGAGGAUAAAAUUAUCUAUGAUUACAAGAAAGAGAUCGAUCUUUUGGAAACUGAAUUAGUGGAAAAGAAUUCAGCAUUAGAAGAAGUUCAUCAGCAUUACCAGAAAAUACUUGACGAAAAAGAGACUGAAUUGAAACAAAUUCACAAUGAGUUUAACUCAUCCUCAGUCAAUGAGCACUCAUUUCAAGUAAAAGCCAUGCAAAAAUCGUUAUUACAAUAUCAAGAAGAAAACUUGAGACUUAAAGAGUUGCUUGAUAUAAGACAGAAAAAGGAUUCAUCUAAUAGUCUGGGCAAUACAUGUAAUCUUCCCGAGCCAACAGAAUAUGAAUAUUUGCGGAAUAUUAUAUUUGAAUAUAUGAUGGGCCGAGAACCAAUGACUCUGGCUAAAGUGAUUGCGGCUGUUUUGAGAUUCAGUAACGACCAGACUGAACAGUUAAUACGUAGACAAGAACAUAUUCUUAAUACAACUAGUUUAAUGCCAUUGAGAUAGUUGAUGAAUAAUUUACCACAACCAGAUAUAGUUAAAUUAUAUUUAUCAAAUUUGUAUCAAUAUUUUUAAUAUAUUUAUGUCAAAUGAAAAUCUGCAGAAGAAGGAAAAAAUUGCUGAAAAACUAAACCUGAAAAUGCCGUUCAAUUUUGUUACAUUAUGAUUCUUUUAUCACAAUCAUUUGAUUUCAGCUUUUCUAUUCACCAAUCUCUUUAUUAAAAUCCAUCCUUGUUUGUAAACAUUCAUUUCCAAUGAGUUGAUUAAGAUUAUUAUUGAAUAAUAAAAUGAAUCUCGUUGGAAUCUCGUCAUUACUUAAACUCAA
Molecule: messenger RNA, 4105 nt
Organism: Tetranychus urticae (two-spotted spider mite)
Lineage: Eukaryota; Metazoa; Arthropoda; Arachnida; Trombidiformes; Tetranychidae
Source: RefSeq, a predicted model, not a curated record